UUUACGAGCAAUCAGAAUUCGGAUUAACUCUCUCUCUCUCUCUCUCUCUCUCUCUCUCAUUUCACCUGUCCGGAAACUAGACGCGAAUCACGGAGAAGCUUCUUCCUUCAGCUCAACGAAGCAUACCGCCAUGAUUUGAUCCCCAAAUCCGCCGGCAUUAAUCGGACCCCCAGAACCAGAAUGGCGUGGUUCAGUGGGAAAGUGUCUUUGGGGAACUUUCCCGAUCUCGCCGGGGCCGUGAACAAGCUCCAGGAGAGCGUUAAGAACAUCGAGAAGAAUUUCGAUAGCGCCCUUGGGUUCGAAGACAGAGAGAAAGCCGAAUCCGGCAAUGAAGCUUCAGGAUUAUGGCCUUCAUCUACUGAAAGGAUUAUGUCCUUUAUGGGGCAACAAGAUGAGGAAAGUAAUGUUGAAUCAUCAGAGAAAGCCCGGUCUUCUGAGUUUCCACCUAAGGUUGACAAAUCACCUGGGGAAACUGAAUCUCUACAGAUAACAUCUACGGUUGAGGAGAAAGAAGGGGCCAAAGCUGAAACUUUGCAACAAUCUACAACUGAACAGAUGGCUGCUAAAGAGGAAAAUGAAGUUGUCAAGGAAGAAAAAGAUGAUAACCCUGCUACGGUUGUGGGGGAAACAAAGACUGUGAUAGCAGAGUCUGAAAAAUCUGAAUCUGAGUCUUCUUCAGUGCCAGUUGAACAACCUGAAUCGACUGUUAAGAAUGCUGGCCCAUCAGAUUCUGUUGAUUCUCAAGAACACAACACGAUUUCUAUGGCGGGACCCUCAGAAAAUUCAGAAUCAUCGCAGGAAAAGUCAGGAUCUGUUGAUGCGGAUCAAGUUGAGGAAGCUAGUACUGCUCUGCUUGGUGGGGCACAUGGUAUAGUCGAUGUGCAUGAGAAUUUGGAUGAACAUAGACCACAAGUAGAGAAGGAUGGACAUAUGACGCAGGUUGAAGAGAAUGUUGAUAUGAUUUCUCCAGUUGAAGCUGAGUCAUCGACUGAUAGUCAGCCUGGAGGUUUGGAUGAGCCCUCCGUCUCAACGGAGGAGAUUCACAAUGUUGGUAGAUCUUCUACUAAUCAACUACCCAAUGUGCAUCCUUCUGAUGAUGCAGUUUCUGAAUUGGCUUUGAAAGAGCAAAAUGCUGUUGUUGAGGAACCUGAAGUUGAUCAACGAGCUGAUGAUAAUGAAGCUGACGUUAAAGAGCAGAGCUCAGGAGAAAAUGCAUCUGGCUCUUCAGAUGCUUUGAUUGAAUUGGAGAAGGCAAAGAUGGAGACUAAAAUGAUGGAAGCUGCAUUGCUAGGAGCUGCAAGACAAGCUCAGGCAAAAGCUGAUGAGAUUGCAAAGUUUAUGAACGAAAAUGAGCAAUUAAAAACUGUGAUUGAGGAUUUGAAAAGAAAAUCCAGUGAUGCAGAAGUUGAGUCUCUGCGAGAGGAAUAUCAUCAAAGGGUUGCAACACUUGAAAGGAAGGUUUAUGCUCUUACUAAGGAAAGGGACACACUUAGGCGGGAACAGAAUAAGAAAAGUGACGCAGCUGCUCUUCUGAAGGAAAAAGAUGAAAUAAUUAAUCAAGUUAUGGCUGAAGGCGAAGAGCUUUCAAAAAAGCAGGCUGCUCAAGAAGCUCAGAUUAGGAAAUUAAGGGCUCAGAUCAGAGAGUUGGAAGAAGAGAAGAAAGGGUUGAGUACUAAACUUCAGGUAGAAGAGAAUAAAGUAGAGAGCAUUAAGAAGGACAAGACAGCAACAGAAAAGUUGCUGCAGGAAAGCAUUGAAAAGCACCAAACAGAACUUGCAUUACAGAAAGAGUAUUAUACUAAUGCUUUGGCUGCUGCCAAGGAGGCAGAAGCUAUGGCCGAGGCACGAGCCAACGAUGAAGCCAGAUCUGAACUAGAGAAGCGUCUAAAAGAGGCCGAGGAACGUGAGGCUUUGCUAGUUCAGGCACUUGAAGAGUUGCGGCAGACUCUAACUAGAAAGGAACAGCAGGCAGUAUUUAGAGAAGACAUGCUUCGCCGGGACAUUGAGGAUCUUCAAAAACGUUAUCAAGCAAGUGAGCGCCGAUGUGAGGAGUUGAUUACCCAAGUACCAGAAUCUACUAGGCCUCUUCUUAGGCAGAUUGAAGCUAUGCAGGAAACAACUUCAAGAAGAGCAGAAGCUUGGGCAGCUGUUGAGAGGUCUCUUAACUCUCGACUCCAGGAAGCAGAGGCCAAAGCUGCAGCUGCUGAGGAAAGAGAGCAAUCUGUUAAUGAGCGCUUGUCUCAAACCUUCUCUAGAAUUAAUGUUCUUGAGGCUCAGAUUUCAUGUCUUAGAGCUGAGCAAUCCCAGUUAAGUAAGUCUGUUGAAAAGGAGAGACAAAGAGCCGCUGAAAAUAGGCAGGAGUACCUUGCAGCAAAGGAGGAAGCUGACACUCAAGAAGGCUGUGCAAGCCAGCUUGAAGAAGAAAUUAGGGAACUCAGGCGAAAACAUAAGCAAGAUUUACAAGAUGCAUUGAUGCACAGGGAACUGCUACAGCAGGAGGUAGAAAGGGAGAAAGCUGCUAGGUUAGAGUUGGAAAAGACGGCUCGUGUCCGUUCUGCUACUGUAUCUGAUCAGACUACUAUAACAAGGCACAAUUCAGCUGUAGAGAAUGGAAGCUUGAGCCGAAAACUCUCAAGUGCUAGCAGCCUAGGGAGCAUGGAGGAAAGCUAUUUUCUGCAAGCAUCUUUAGACUCAUCCGAUGGUUUCUCUGAGAGGAGAAAUGCUGGAGAGGCAACCAUGAGUCCGUACUAUAUGAAGAGCAUGACACCUAGUGCUUUUGAAGCUUCUCUUCGUCAGAAGGAGGGUGAACUAGCAUCUUACAUGUCUCGUUUGGCAUCCAUGGAAUCUAUUCGUGAUUCUCUUGCUGAGGAGUUGGUCAAAAUGACAGAACAGUGUGAAAAGUUAAGGACAGAGGCUGUCAUGUUGCCUGGUAUGCGAGCAGAGCUAGAUGCACUAAGGAGACGGCACUCUGCUGCACUGGAGCUAAUGGGCGAACGCGAUGAGGAGCUGGAGGAACUUCGUGCGGAUAUUGUGGACUUGAAGGAGAUGUACAGAGAGCAAGUAAACUUGCUUGUCAACAAGAUCCAGAUAAUGAGCUCAUCCGUUGGAGCCUAAAAGGUACGUUAUAGCGCGUCUACUAAUUCAUGAUCUUCAUGGUCAUAUAUAAUGUAUACUGGGUAAAUGGGAAUUGUUUGUUCAAAGAUGUUGUACUCUCUGGUUCCGGGUGUCCUAAAACUUUGUUUUGGCCGAAGAGUUCGGUAGCAACUACCGAAAGCGUAAUACGCGCCCGCGCUUGUUAAACAUGUAUGUAAUUUGGGGGAAUUGUUGUAUAGCAUGAAUCCUGGUGUCAGAUUUUGCCAGGUUAUAAGGUCUCAAGUAUUUUGUUACUAUAUUUACCUUCAAAUAAUAUGAAUUCAGAUUUAUUUUUUCCC
Molecule: messenger RNA, 3431 nt
Organism: Malus domestica (apple)
Lineage: Eukaryota; Viridiplantae; Streptophyta; Magnoliopsida; Rosales; Rosaceae
Product: golgin candidate 5
Source: RefSeq, a predicted model, not a curated record